UUGUGACUUCCAUAAAAUAUAGCAAGAGGUUGAGGUAUUGGUGGGUCGUAGAGAGUGUGUGUAUGAUGGAUUAGAGGUAGAAGAGAAUCAUUUCAUUGGGAUCCUUGUAUAGCUACAUACAAUUGAACUGAAUAAUUCCGGUUCACUGUGGCUUGAACUGAACUGAAUGAUCACGAUUCCCAACACAGAAUAUCCCUGAACCCAUAAAUCCUUUUGGUUUUGCUUAUCUAAGCUUCUUUGGGAUCUAAUGAACGUAACGCCAAUGUUUUGUUUCCACCUGAUUCUGAUUACAUAGUUGCACCAUGUAUCAACUAUAUCAAUGUUUCUGGAAAUUUAAUCCACAGUUUGGAUGGUGGGAUUAGUCCUCCAGGAUUAGUCGAGGUGAGCGUAAGCUGGGUCCAGACACUUGGUUAUCAAAAAAAAUUCACAGUUUGGAGAUGCUAUACCAACAUUGUGUGAUUCUGUUGUAAUUCUCAUCAAAUUCUCUGUGAAGGAUGGAAUGUAAAGUAUGGCCCGAAAGAUGGUAAUACAUGUAGCAAGUUAUCGUCUCCAUCAGGAACACUUACUCCUCGGACAGAGGGUGAGAUCUUACAAUUGUCCAACUUGAGAAGUUUUUCCUUCAAUGAGCUUAAAACAGCCACCAGGAACUUCCGCCCUGAUAGUGUGUUGGGAGAAGGUGGAUUCGGUUGUGUUUUCAAAGGUUGGAUUGAUGAGCAUACAUUUACUGCUGCCAAGCCGGGAAUUGGCAUGGUUAUUGCCGUGAAGAGACUCAACCAAGAAGGCUUGCAGGGUCACAAGGAAUGGUUGGCAGAAAUUAAUUAUUUGGGGCAGCUGUAUCAUCCUAAUCUUGUGAAAUUGAUCGGAUACUGCUUGGAGGAUGACCACCGGCUUCUAGUAUAUGAAUUCAUGCCGCGGGGCAGCUUGGAACAUCAUCUAUUUAGGAGAAGUUCCUACUUCCAACCACUUUCUUGGAAACUCCGUAUGAAGGUUGCUCUUGGUGCUGCUAAGGGACUUGCAUAUCUCCACAGCCCAGAAGCGAAAGUCAUAUACCGUGAUUUCAAAACGUCUAAUAUCCUUAUCGACUCUGGCUAUAAUGCGAAGCUGUCUGAUUUUGGAUUGGCAAAGGACGGACCGGAAGAUGGUAAAAGCCAUGUAUCAACAAGGGUCAUGGGUACCUAUGGGUAUGCAGCUCCUGAGUACUUGGCAACAGGUCAUUUAACUGCCAAAAGUGACGUAUACAGUUUCGGGGUUGUCCUCCUGGAAAUGUUGACUGGCAAGCGAGCUUUGGACAAGAAUCGCCCGCAAGGUGAACACAACCUUGUCGAAUGGGCGAAACCCUACCUCACCAGUAAACGUCGAAUUCUUCGUGUCAUGGACGCCCGUAUUGAAGGCCAGUACUCUUUAGGUGGAGUACUCAGAGCAGCUACUCUUGCAAUCAAAUGCCUGGCAAUUGAACCCAGGUUGAGGCCUAACAUGGAGGAGGUUGUUAAGGCAUUGGAGCAGCUUCAGGACUUACCAGAGGCUGAGAGCACUAGAAGUGAACCCCUCCAAAUUAGUCAUAGCAGUAAAUCAAGCAGUUCUGUUUCUAAUAACAACAGGACAUGUACUAAUGAAGCUUGCCGUGUGAAAGCAGGUUCAUACCCUAGGCCAGCUGCUUCCCCAGUUCAUGCUUGAAUGAUGACGGACUUUUGUUACCAUUGUGGCUUCAAGAGAGAGGGAGAUAGACAGAGUACAGAUGGUGUAAGAGAGGACAAUUAGGCUGGAAUUUUGACAUGUCUUACACCAAACCUUGGCUAAUUACUGUACAGUUAUUGCCUAUCUAUUUGGCUCGUGUAUGUAUUCAGUAUAAAUGUGCAUACGCUUGCUGUAAAUUAUGACUAUCGAUAGUAGAGAAGAUUAAAGGGCAUUUUACAGCUUCGUUUCACUGUUAUAAGAAUGCAACUGAGUUUUAUGCA
Messenger RNA from Rhododendron vialii, 1955 nucleotides. Its product is annotated as receptor-like cytoplasmic kinase 176. Gene Ontology annotation, biological process: protein phosphorylation. Gene Ontology annotation, molecular function: protein kinase activity; ATP binding. Bases 748 to 1674 code for a protein of 308 amino acids. The transcript is spliced from 6 exons. Lineage: Eukaryota; Viridiplantae; Streptophyta; Magnoliopsida; Ericales; Ericaceae. The record is from RefSeq and is a predicted model, not a curated record.